GGACAAAAAAAUAAUAACGCCGAUUAAGAAGUACAGGAGAUUAAGACGGGGACAGCCGAGAGUAACGCACGCCGCGGGUUAGUCUCCCCUAGUUCACGCUGACUCACCUGAAACGAGUAACAGAAGACGACAAAGCGAAGCUUUUUUCGAAGAUGAUGUCGGCGGCGCGCGGGGCGUCUCCGCGGCGGUCGUGAUGUCGCGGACCGGACGCUGAAGUUAGCUCGCUGGCUAGCCGGAGACCGCCGGCCGCACGGCGCCGCCUCUGCCGAGAAGCGUGCGACGACUCGCGGCGAUUUCUAUGGACGAACGUCCAUUACCGGGGGAUUUUAGACAGCUGCCAAACAACGGGUACGUCUCCUGGAAAAGGUUCCAUCCUCCCACCGAGUGUCAUGGACAACGUGAAGCCACGCAGUUUUAGCAAUGAUGAGGAUGAAGAGCUACACUCCACAGACCAAGAGAGUAAAGAGAAGGGCAAAGAUAAAAAGACGCUGUGCAAAGUAAAGUGGUCCCGAGAUGAGGAUGAAAAGCUGAAAAAACUCGUAGAGCAGCAUGGACCCGACUCCUGGAAACUAAUAGCUAACUUUUUCUCCGGGAGGACAGAUGGCCAAUGUCAGCACCGCUGGCAGAAGGUGCUCAACCCAGAGCUGGUAAAAGGACCCUGGACAAAGGAGGAGGAUCAGAAGGUCAUCGACCUGGUGCACAAGUACGGCCCGAAGCGCUGGUCGGUGAUCGCCAAGCACCUGCAAGGGAGGAUCGGGAAGCAGUGCCGAGAGCGGUGGCACAACCACCUCAACCCGGAGGUGAAGAAGUCUUCGUGGACUCAGGAAGAGGACAAGAUCAUCUACGACGCCCACAAACGACUCGGCAACCGCUGGGCCGAGAUAUCCAAGCUCCUCCCCGGCCGGACGGACAACUCCAUCAAGAACCACUGGAACUCCACCAUGAGGAGAAAGGUGGAGCACGAGGGAUACCUGCAGGACGGCUGCAAGAGCUUCGCCGCCUCUCACGCCGGUUUGAAGAGACGCCACCACAGGCCGUGUCCCCCGCCGCCGCCGCCGGAGCUGCAGCUGUGCGAUCGCAGUCCCCUGCCUCCACCGGCACCACCCAACCAGAUGGGGGGUUAUGCGUACGAUCCUCGCAGCAGACACCCGAUGGACGGCCUGCCGGAUCACUCUGGCUUCGCCUUGCCGUUCUGCCCGGACGAUCCUGACAGAGAGCAAAGAAUUAAGGAGCUUGAGCUGCUGCUUAUGUCAGCAGAGAAUGAAGUCCAGCGGCAAGCGCAGUGCAGAGGUCCACGCAGUUUGGAGCAGUACUCGGCCUGGUCCGUCAGUGUGUCGGACGAAACGUUGGCAGCGGGCAGCAGCAGCAGCGUGGAGGAGCAGGCGGAGAGAAGGCCCUGGACGGGGCCCGAGGACCCCCGAGGGCCUCCUCCACAGCUUCCCGUCUCCCCCAGCAAGUUCCUGGCUGUAGAGGCCAGCGCCGUGCUCUCCACCCUGCAGACCAUACCGGAGUUCGCAGAGACCAUGGAGCUCAUUGAUUCGAUGUGUUUCGCUCUGCAGGACCCCGGCGCGUGGAACGACGUGGCCAGUUUCGACGUGUCGGAGACGGCGACGCCUCCCCGGCACAACCAGGCAGGCUACACCACUCUCCUGCAGGAGAGGACCGUAGACACCUCGAUGGCCUUCGCGGUCAACACUCCGCCCGCCGUCCCGGGUCCCGAUAAGAACGGCGCUUUGUUCGGUGUCGCCUCCUCGACCCCGAUCAAACACCCGCAAGCCUCCGGCGGGAGGAGGCAGAGGAGGGAGAGGGGGGAGCCGUCUCCUUCGCGCGACAGGGCCCGCUCUCCGUUCUUGGAAGACAUCACGAAUUCUCCCAGGAAAACGCCGACAAAGUCGCUGCCAUUCACCCCGUCACGAUUCUGCAACGUAUCGGGGGCGGAGCAUCUCAAUCUCGAUAACCCCUCCCACACCUCAACGCCCGUGUGCGGCCAACGGUGUCUCCUCCACACGCCGCUCUACAAAGAGACCACACCUAAGCACCAGAAAGAGAACGAUGGUUUACGGACCCCGAAAUUCCGUAAAACUGUCAUGAUUCCGACCCCGAGGACACCGACUCCCUUCAAAAAUGCUUUGGCUGCUCAGGAGAAAAUGCACGGGCCACUAAGGAUGGAGCCACAGCCUCUGGCAUUUCUAGAAGAAGACAUUCGAGAAGUUUUAAAGCAGGAGACCGAGGCAGACAUCUUUAACAGAUCGGACCUGCAGCCAGAUUACAGAGCAUGGAAACACAAUAUUGACGGCCCGGCAAGAAAGGUGCGCAAGUCUCUUGUGUUGGACCCGUGGGGGAAAGACUGCCCCAAUGUCCAACUCUUCCAAGAGCAGCUGAACAACGCACAAGUGUCCGGUGAACGCGUCCUCACAGGCGCUUCGCUCGCCACCCGGACCCCCGAGAAAGAAGGGACGAGCCGCUCGUUGACUCCCGGGCGAGGGGAGCCCUCGUUGGUGGCCGCUCGUCCUCCCCGCUUCACCAGCCCCCGCGCGAAGAAGCUCCUCGCCUCCGGCAAGGCGCCAAAACACGCGGGACCGGUGAGCGAGUGGGAAGCGGUGGUUUACGGGAAAACGGAGGACCAGCUGAUCAUGACGGAACAGGCCCGCAAGUACCUGAACCCCUACACGUCGUCGGGCUCUACCUCGAGGGCCCUGGUGCUUUAAGGCCGUCACCCUCGCUGCGCAUGCAACACUACUACCCCCCCUUCUACCCCCGCCUACCCCGUCCAGCAAGCGAAGCCUCCACUUUAUCCUGUGAGAGACAAUCCAACAAAACACAAACCAGCUUAUCUUUCUUUGGAGCAGCGAUGGGCUUGCCGAGGACGGCCACACUUUACACUUCACUGCCCAAGUAGUUUGUUGAUUCUGUUUUUCCUUUGAAUGCACCAAACGUGGCAACCGGAGCUUUUUUCGCACAGAUAUGAAAAGGGCGGACGUUCUUUCUGCACUAGCGAGUACUGAAACAACCGUCGCAUACAGCAGCAAAAUACUGUUUAUUGCUUUGAGUUUUUUAAAUCGUUAAUAUAUUGUUGACAUGAGAAGACGUUUUACAAGCAACACUACUCAUCGGUAACGGAAGCCAUCGCUGAGAACUAAGAAAAGAGAACGUGAAGCUUCCCUUUGACACCCUUUUCCUUAAGAACAAUUCACACCGCCGGUCUUUAACGAGACUCCUACAGUGCAGAACAUAAUGUCACACAUUGCUGAGAGAAACAGAAAUGCAGCAACGUGUUUGGUUUUUGUGAGGCGGGCGAUCCACGCCGGUGUGGCGCUUCUGGAAAGGAUGGAAAAAGGAAACGGUCAGUGUUGCACUACUGAGUUGAUUUGGCUGCUGUGGACGGAGCAGCGCAUGUAAGGGCAAACUGGAUAGCACUUGUGACGGUGUCUUUUUCCAACAACGCGUUUCCUUUCCGAGGCCGUAGUGUCUGUCGAGACGCCGGUUGAAUGUAUUUUCAUUGCAAUGAAAAAAAAAAAACUGAAAAUGGAAGGGUACCUUAAUGUUUAUUUCUGUUUUUAUUUAUUAUCUGACGGCUCUAAAGCUUAGAUAUUAAUAUAAAUCGAACAAUAUGAGUUUUUACAAAGUUUAACUAACUAAACGAAGUUUAGCUAACAAAACAGCCUAAAACAAAACAGCCUAAAAACUCUAAAAACUGUUUUUAUAUCAUUAGUGAUCUAUUACAAGCAUUUGUUUGAGAACGAUUUUCUUUUCAUGUGAAGGCUGUAGGUUUUAUUUAUUUAAUAUCUGCUAAUUUAUUUAUUCCAACAACAAAAAACACAUUUAAGAGAAAUUAUUGAAGAAUUUUAUUGUUUUUUUUCUUUCUUUUAAAAUCAGAAUUGGGCUACAACUUAGUUUCAUUACUCCGAGUUAGAUGAAGAUGCACCGGCUCCAAUUCAUUACGUCCAUUUGUUUUUUCCAUCGGACUAACCCAUAAUCAUUGUAUAGUUGUACCUGUGAUCUUGUAAGUUUUAGCUUGGACAUUUUCUUCCCUUUCGAUUUAAAUGUGUACUCCGCUGUUAGCCAGCAGGAAUCCAUCUCCGACCUCUAAUCAUAGACAAAUUGCACUUUUUACUCAUGAUUUUUAAAAAAUGUUUGUUCAUUCUGACGUUGUAGCUUUUGUCCUUAUUUUUAUUUUAAUGUUGGACGUGUGUGUGUGUGUGUGUGUGUGAGAGAGACAAUUGUCUUCCAGUUUUGUACUGAAUGCUGACAUUACAAUCCUGCUGCUUAACGUGUUCAUUUCUCCUGCUCUGCUGCAGAAUUUGGUUCAAAUACACAAUUGAAGCCUCACAAAAAAAACUUCUAUUUUGUUUUUAGACCAAUGGCUCAGAGCAAAGACCCCAAACCCGUUCCCUCAUUAUUUAACACGUAAAAAGGAAGUGUUGACAAAAUGUAAAUAUGCACAAAUUUUGGUGUGAUUCUGAAGGAUUGUGCUGCGCUGUGCUUCCAUGUUAACAGGCCGAUUGAUUUCCAACCACCCUGAAACAAACCGUCUAUAAUCUGGUGAAGUGACACAACAGAAUGGUCUUCGUAUUACCAGCAUUAUCAGAUCCAGUGUCAGUUAUAAUCUGGAUUAUCCAGCAUUAAGCGUUUUCAGUGAGAAUAAGAAGGGAAUCUUGUCAGGAGAUGGAAGUGGAAAGAUCAGGAGUGAGUCUACGGGAUACAACCCUAAAACCGCAAGUAGACUAACGGCCACAGAGGGUUGUUUUAAAACUGGUGUCUAAUCUGUAUAUACAUGUGUUAAAUGUUCUGUUUGUGGGUUUGACUUGUGUUUAUACAAUAACAACAUUUGGCCAUGUGUCAUAGGUUUUUAGGGAACUAAGUACACAUACAGGACAGUAGCAGCUCUUAUGUCCUACUGUAGUUACGCACGAGCAAUAAACAGAUGCUGGACUUUGCUUUGCUGUAACACGCACUCCGAAUGACGUAGCACGCACUGUAUUUUUUCAGUCAUAACCACGGUACCAUAGAAAUCAUGCCAACCAUCUAUGUAACCAUGUACUUAAUUUUGAAAAAAUAAAUGAAUAUGUUGCAUGACA
Messenger RNA from Gasterosteus aculeatus aculeatus (three-spined stickleback), 5078 nucleotides. It is a transcript of the gene mybl1, whose product is annotated as v-myb avian myeloblastosis viral oncogene homolog-like 1. Gene Ontology annotation, molecular function: DNA-binding transcription factor activity, RNA polymerase II-specific; RNA polymerase II cis-regulatory region sequence-specific DNA binding. Gene Ontology annotation, cellular component: nucleus. The record is from RefSeq and is a predicted model, not a curated record. Gene Ontology annotation, biological process: regulation of DNA-templated transcription. Lineage: Eukaryota; Metazoa; Chordata; Actinopteri; Perciformes; Gasterosteidae.